This is a messenger RNA of Salvelinus namaycush (lake trout), 3309 nucleotides long. Its product is annotated as zinc finger E-box-binding homeobox 2-like. Gene Ontology annotation, biological process: anatomical structure development; regulation of transcription by RNA polymerase II. NCBI's taxonomy places the organism in Eukaryota, Metazoa, Chordata, Actinopteri, Salmoniformes, Salmonidae. Bases 1 to 3309 code for a protein of 1102 amino acids. The record is from RefSeq and is a predicted model, not a curated record. The transcript is spliced from 10 exons. Gene Ontology annotation, molecular function: RNA polymerase II cis-regulatory region sequence-specific DNA binding; DNA-binding transcription factor activity, RNA polymerase II-specific.
AUGGCAGAGGAGAGUAGGGGCAAACGAAGGAAGCAAGCGAACCCGAGAAGGAAUCGAGUGGACAUUGAGCAGGCCAGUUCGCUGGGCUCGGAGGGGAAGGAUGAUGAUAAGGUGGGUUUGUGGAGCCUAGAAGUCCAGGACUAUCAGGACAGCCUGGACAAGACCAGUCUGACCCCCAGCGAGGGAGAGGGUGACGGGGAGGGGACUGAGCCAGCAGGCAGCCCCAGCCCUAGGGGCCUCUCAACUCGGCCCCACAACCUAAGCCUCAGCCCCAGCCCCAGAGGGGGCCACUGGGCAGAGGGGGCCGAGGAGGAGAGCCCUGGGAGUGGGCUAACCAUGGAGGACAAGGAUGGAGAGAGGGAGCAGGGAUCACUCAAGACCUAUAGUCAGAGGUCAGACAGUCAGGCCCUGGAGGACAUGGCCCACUAUGACUUCCUGGUGCAGCUGAGAAAGGCAUCCUCCCACCACCCGGCCUCCCACCACUACCACCAGCACCAUCAGCCCCCUAACGGCAGCGCUACAGCCCCAGCCAUGUAUCACCCUGGCAGCCUGAACCUCCACGAUGACCCCCUUCCCAUCUGGUCUCCUGGGACGCAGCAUGGCAUCCCUCUGAGUCCUGAUGCUACGAGGAACCUUCAGGCAUGUCCUUUCUGCCAGCGCCCCUACCACCUCGGUGCGUCUCUACGCGAGCACAUCAAGUUCUGCCAUGAGCGGGACGGGGGGCACAUGGUGUGCCCGGUCUGUGGGUACACUGCCCGCUAUAGGGCACAGAUGGAACAACACAUGGCACUGCACAGUCAGGUGGAGGAUAAGCACCCUGUGUCCGACCACGGCAUAGAGAGCAGGAAGUUCAAGUGUCUCCAGUGUGGGAAAGCCUUCAAGUACAAACACCAUCUCAAGGAGCACCUCCGCAUCCACAGUGGCGAGAAACCGUACGAGUGCUCCAAUUGCAAGAAGCGUUUCUCUCACUCCGGCUCCUACAGCUCACACCUCAGCAGUAAGAAGUGCCUGGCCGGAGGAGGAGGAGGUAGUGGAAGGAACAGCAGUGGGAUGGGCUCUCCCUACCCUCCCCACACCCAGGAGGAACGUCCUCCAAUGGGGUUAGAGAGGAACCUGUAUCUCCCUAGAGACCAUGGUACGCGUCUCCUCCGGGGCCAGGAGCUAGGCUGGGAGUUGGGCCGGCGGUGGGACUCCACGCCGGAGCGCUUUCUCCGGGCCAGUGUGUUCAAGGACACCACCCUGCUGCCGUACCUACAUGCCGGCACCGGGGGAAAGUUUGAGCAGAUGCUGCAGGAGAUGCUGCACAGGGAGGAGGGAGGGUCUGGCUCAGCCAGGGAGGAGGGGAGACUGGGGGUUCACAAUGGAGGGAGAGACGGGAAGGCAUCACCGGAGGCUCCGUUGAAACUAAAACGCGACCGUGCCGGCUCGGGUGAUGGCCAGGGGGUAGGUGGAGGGGUAACAUGUCGUUGGUGCUCCCAGCUCUUUCCCAGCCCCGCCAUCUUACUCCAGCACGAGCGCUACCUCUGUAAGAUUUACCAAGAGGCCAUGGAGGUGUCUGAGGAUCCUCACAGCAAAAAACACCUCUCUCCCCUCUACUUCUCCACCAGACCCCCUCUCCACCCACCACCAUCACCAGAUAACCACAAACCCCCAGCGAUGACCAACGGUUUCCCGAAAGACAAGUCUCCUCUCCAGAGACCCAGCUGGAACUCUGUCCCUCAGCAGCUGCUGGUUGCCAUGCACUCCCCCCUCCCGCCCAGCCCAGACUCACUUGCCACGAGGUCCCAUUGGUCCAGCCAGGAGAGUGGCAGGAGUGGCGGCAGCCCUGGCCAACCAGCACCAACCAGCCCUGCUACAGACAUGUCAUCCCCUCCCCCAUUGGGGCGAAGACGGGUCCCCUCUUCAGGGUUCGGCUCGCACCUCUGCCUGGACCUGUCCUCUGCCGUCCUCACCACUCCUGCAAGCCGAGCCGCCCCCCAGGGAAGGACCCACCGGUCGUAUAGCUCCGAGAAUGACCAACCCCUGGAUCUCUCCCUCCCCAAGCCCCAGGAGGGGAAAGCCCUAGAGAACAGCAAGCCCUAUAAUGGACACCCUCACUGGGAAGAGAAGAGACAGAAGACCCAGAGAGACCCAGCAGAGAACCAGCACCACCGGAGGCUGAGCGUCCGUCUCAGUCCACCUCCUCACCAGCAUCAUGCAGUCUACAGCAGCGCUCAUAUCGCCAGGGGUUCCAUCUACAGUGCCUAUCCUCUGUUUAACCCUAUGAUGCUUGCUGGGCUAGCUGGCUCGGGGCAUGACGGGGUCCCCUCCCUGCCCCUCGGCCGUCCAGUUCGCAACCAGGGAUUCCUCUCACCCAUGACCUACAUGAUGGAGUCAGACACAGACGCUGUGCUGAAGAGGAUCCACCAGGAGAGACGAGCAUUAAUGGGUGAGGUGAUGGGCCGCGGGAGUCUGGACUACCUCUCUCUGAUACAGGAGGGAGGAGAGGGCGAGGGGGGACCAGGGAGGAAGAGACUAAAGAAGACAGACGAAGGCCUGUACGCUUGUGACAUCUGUGACAAAACCUUCCAGAAGAGCAGCUCUCUGCUCCGACACAAGUACGAGCACACAGGUAAGCGUCCUCACGAGUGCCAGAUCUGCAGGAAGGCCUUCAAGCACAAACACCAUCUAAUUGAACACAGCCGCCUGCACUCUGGAGAGAAGCCCUACCAGUGUGACAAGUGUGGCAAGCGCUUCUCCCAUUCGGGCUCCUACUCCCAGCACAUGAACCACCGGUAUGCCUACUGCAGCCUGCACCAGGACCAGGAGGAGGGUGAGGAGCUCCCUCGAACCCCAGGACGGUCCACCGAUGUGGGCCACAUGGCCGUGGACACCCCCCUUUCCAUGGAGGACACCCCAACAUUUCUUAGUGACUCCAGUCUAGACGGGGGGGUAGAAGGGAGAGUAGAUGAAGAGGAGGAAGACGAGGAGCACGAGACAGAAGAGAAUGAAGGCGGACGUAUGAAGGAGGCAUGUAGUUUGUCAGGGUAUAGGUCUGGUGAGGGAUUGGAGCCGAGCCCCAGUCUGGUACAGGGGUCCCCUGUGGGGAGGGACAGGGAGAGAGAACAGAGGGAGAGAGACGAAGAGCAGGUUGACAGACACAAUGGAGAGAGAGAGAGUGCUAGUCUAGGGACUCACGGACUGGAGACCAACCAUCACUGGGACAAAGACACAUUGGAACGAAAUGGAGACCAGACAGACACAUACGAGCUGAGCCCGGAAGCUCCAGUGUCACAACAGUGGACAAGUGUGCCAAAACAAUGCAUCUAG